AUGGCUCUUCCGGCUACUCAAAAAGCAAUUGUUAUUCAAGGACCUGGCGUCAGUGAGCUGGUUACUGACCGCCCUAUUCCCAGGCUUCGUGACGACUAUAUCCUGGUGAAAACCGUCGCCGUUGGCUUGAACCCCACUGACUGGAAACAUGUCGACUACCUAGUCAAGGACGCUGGCCCUUUGGUUGGAUGCGACUACGCUGGAAUCGUUGAAGCCGUUGGGCCAGCAGUGACGAAACCUUUCAAGAAGGGUGACCGAGUAUGCGGUGUGGCACAUGGUUCCAAUGCUGUUCAGCCCGAGGACGGCACUUUUGCAGAAUACAUUGUUGCCAAGGGAGACCUCCAGAUUAAAAUUCCAGAUAAUAUGAGUUUCGAAGAGGCAGCUACCCUCGGCGUCAGUGUGUCAACAGUCGGACAAAGCCUGUACCAGUCCCUUGGCCUUGCAUUGCCUUCGCAGCCCUCGAAAGAUGCCACUCCAGUUUUGAUCUACGGAGGGAGCACCGCGACUGGCAUCCUUGCUAUCCAGUACGCGAAACUUUCAGGAUACAAAGUCCUCACAACUUGCUCCCCUCACAACAACGAAUUGGUCAAGUCGCUUGGUGCGGACGUCGCCUUCAACUACAACGACCCUGAUUGUGCUGCCCAGAUCAGAAAGUACACAGACGACAAGCUCACCGUCGCCUUUGACACUAUCUCGCUCCCUGACUCUGCCAAAAUUUGCGAAGAGGCUCUAGCAUCAUCUUCUCCGGCUGGAGCUACCCUGAAGUAUCACUCACUUCUGCCGGUGAAGAUUUCUCGGGAAGACGUCAAGGCAACUCACUCCCUUGCUUACACUGCAAUUGGCGAGGCAUUCAAAUUUGGUCCCCAGGCCAUGCCGGCCAAGGAAGAGGACUUCCAUUAUGCUGUCAAGUUUUGGGAUUUGUCGCGGGAGCUCUUCAACUCUGGCAAGCUUAAGGUCUCGCCAAUACAGGUCGGGCAGGGUCUUGAGGGGGUGUUGGAUGGUCUGCAGGCUUUGAAGGCAAACAAGGUCAGCGGAAAGAAGUUGGUUUACAAGAUUUAA
Molecule: messenger RNA, 1059 nt
Organism: Pochonia chlamydosporia 170
Lineage: Eukaryota; Fungi; Ascomycota; Sordariomycetes; Hypocreales; Clavicipitaceae
Product: zinc-binding oxidoreductase ToxD
Exons: 1
Coding region: 1-1059 (352 amino acids)
Molecular function (GO): oxidoreductase activity, acting on NAD(P)H
Source: RefSeq, a predicted model, not a curated record